AGUGAAUGAGGCAAGGUCUGGCAUUCAGCACAUGACACCAGGCAGUAGACUGAUAGCGCUCGACAUUAUUAUCAGCUUCAACCUGUUUCGGCGACCGUCUAGCAAACUUUUAGUUAUUAACUGAAACAGUGUCGAGUUUGUAGUACUCACUCAACUGGCACAAUAAUAUCACUUCCAUACUUGUUCCUACAAACUAAAUACAAUAAUAAUUAUUGGCUGUACUCAGUUCAGUACAGAUGGGAAUUCACACUCUUCUUGUUUGAAAUGCUAUAGUAUUCAAACGUUUGGUUGAUGAUAACUGGGAGUGCAAACAGUUCCAUUUUUAUGUGGAAUCAAAAAGUGUUUGUCACAGUGGAGUGACGGCUACAUCUCUGUGGAUUACAGUCGAGAAGAGGAAGGAGAGCCAAAAUUUAACUUUGGAAGCUCUUGUUCAUCAUAAUUAGUAUUUUGAGUGACCUUUCGAAAGAAACAUUUAGAAAAUGUACAGAGCAUCAAAAUUGGCACUUUUCAUGCUUCCCUUUCUUACAGCAUGUUUUGUAGAAAGUGUAUCCGGGGACUUGAAACUUCUAAUACUUCACAACAAUGAUAUGCACAGCCACAUUGAAGAGGUUAGUCAAACCAGUGGUCGCUGCAAGGAACCCGGAAAAUGUUUUGGAGGUUUUGCAAGAGUGAGUGCGACAGUGAGCGAAAUAAGAAGAUCCAUGGCCGGAAAACGUCAUGUUCUAUUCAUGAAUGCUGGUGAUACGUUCCAAGGCACACCCUACUACUCCAUUUUCAAAUGGAAGAUAAUCGCUCAGUUCAUUGAUAGUAUGGGCCUGGAUGUUAUGUGUUUAGGUAAUCAUGAGUUUGAUGAUGGACCGGAGGGUUUGGCUCCUUUUCUGGCAAGAGUAUCAACGAUUUCAGUUGCCUGCAAUCUGAACAUCACUCUUGAACCUGACCUCGAUGUUCCUUCUCUGAGACCUUCAAUUGUCAAGAUUAUAAAUGGGACAAAAGUUGGAAUAAUCGGCUACCUUACACCAGACACUCAGCAUAUGCACAACACCGGAAAAGUGAUUUUCUUAGACGAGAUAGAAAGUAUAAAUCGAGAAUCAGCAAGACUGAAAACAGAAGGCGUUAACAUCAUCAUAGCACUUGGUCAUUCAGGGUACUAUAUGGAUCAAAAAAUAGCUGCGAACUGUCCAGAUGUUGAUGUGGUUGUUGGGGGACACACAAACACAUUCCUCUUCACAGGAGAUGCUCCAGAUAUUGAGGUACCGAUCAACACAUAUCCAAAAAUAGUGACUCAGCGCUCGGGAAAAAAUGUGGCCGUUGUACAGGCGUAUGCAUUCACAAAAUAUUUGGGCCACUUGAUGGUAGAUUUUGACAAUGAUGGAGAGCCUGUAGCUUUUUCGGGGAACCCUAUACUCUUGAACUCCAGCUACCCUGAAGAUUCAAAAAUUCUUGCAACGCUAGAGCAUUAUAAAGAACAAGUGGAUAAGAGAACUUCUGGCGUGAUUGGCGUAACAAAAGUUCUCCUGAGUAAUGCGCACAAAGAAUGUAAGCUGGGCGAGUGUAACAUCGGAAAUAUGAUUGCUGACUCUAUGGUGGAUUAUAAUGUCAACAAAUCUCAAAGUAUUAAAUCAGAGGGCUGGACUGAAGCUCCGAUCGCGAUUAUCCAGGGCGGUGGCAUCAGGGGAUCAAUCAACUCUACAGCGGAGAAAGGAAACAUAACAUAUGGAGAUAUCAUGCAGAUUCUUCCCUUCGAUGAUUUGCUCCUUAGAGUCCAUGUUUACGGCAGGAUUCUGAAGCAGAUCUUUGAAUUUGCUGUUCAUCGUUACGAGCAAACCAAGGUUCAACAAGUUGGAGAAUUUCUUUCAGUAUCAGGAGUGAAAGUUUUUUAUGACGUCACCAAACCGAUUGGGCAACGAGUUAUCUUGCUGAAAGUCCGUUGUGGAAAUUGUACCGUCCCUGUCUACGAAAAUGUUGACGACAACAAGAUCUAUGGAAUUGUUGUGACUGACUACUUGGCUAACGGGGGCGACAAAUACGAGAUCAUCAAGGAUAAUAUCAUCAGUUUACAUCCUCUUGGUAUUACUGAUCACGAAGCACUGCACAUCUACAUCAACAAGAAAUCGCCAAUCUACCCUGGACUUGAAGGACGCAUAACUGUCAUAUCAUCAAACCACACAGAAUCAGGCUCAGAAGCUUUGAAGCCAUCUUAUGCAUUCUUUUUUGUCAUAUUUAUUGUGUAUCAGUUCAUUCAAUCAGCAGCAGGAAGCAGUAUUACUUUCUCAUAGAAACAGCAGUGGAAUAUCACAACAGCAACAAGAAUCGAAAUUAUAAGGCUGAUAACUGAUCAAUUAUUAAGCUGAUAACUACUCAGUUAUCAAGCUGAUCUUGAAAAAUCGUUAUGAAAUAAUAGAAAUCGUUCAAAUCCUACCUAAGCUCAAUGAAUGAUCAACUAGAAUAGUCUAGUUUCUCAUGUUGCUUUAAUUGAUUUUCAAUUCCGUUGAUCCCAAUGAACGUUGAGUACGUUGAUAUACACUUGAUAUUGAAUUCUGGAAAGAAUUAUAAAUUUAUGUUAAGCUAUGUACUGUCAGAGAAAACUUAUACAUCGCUUUAGGUUUGUUUUAUUCUAUGGUACUGUGUAGAACUAAAGAAAUAGAAAAGUUCGAACUGUUA
This is a messenger RNA of Nilaparvata lugens (brown planthopper), 2661 nucleotides long. RefSeq names its product protein 5NUC. Gene Ontology annotation, biological process: AMP catabolic process. The record is from RefSeq and is a predicted model, not a curated record. Gene Ontology annotation, cellular component: plasma membrane. The coding region runs from base 480 to 2276 and encodes 598 amino acids. Gene Ontology annotation, molecular function: 5'-nucleotidase activity. The transcript has 11 exons. NCBI's taxonomy places the organism in Eukaryota, Metazoa, Arthropoda, Insecta, Hemiptera, Delphacidae.